AGCAUCUCACAGCCAUCGACUGCCAACAUUUGGCCCAGAGUCAUUUGGCUGUGACCCAGCCCUUCGGCCAGAGAUGGACAAACAUAGAUCCGAACCAUGGUCUCUAUCCUAGACCCAGGACAAAGAGAGGGAGAAGGGGUCAAGGAUGUCAAAGAUACAACCCUGAGCUCUUCCUAGCUGGCCAGCAGCAGGGCACAAAUGACAUGGCCAAAAGUAAUUCUGCUGUCCAGGACGGCUGUCAGGACUGUGAGGGUGACAUGAUCUUCCCAGCAGAGAACAGCUGCGCCCUGCCCCAGGAAGAUGAUGGGGAGGCAAGUUUGGGCUCGGCAGGGUCAGCUCUGCCCACCAGGAAGCGGUCUCGGUCCUUUGAGGAAGAGAGUAAUCAGGCUACAGGGACCAGCCUAUGGGCUGGAGUUUCUAAGAGAACCCCACGGCAUCAUCUGUCCCUGUCAUACACAAGGCCUAGGGAGGCCAGGCAAGAAGCGGAGGACUGUGUGCCAUGGCUCUCUGCAGAAUCUGGAGAACCUGCCCGAGAAGUUGAGGACAUUGGUCCUGAUCCCAUUCCUGACACGUACUAUGGGCUUCUUGGGACCUUGCCCUGCCAGGAAGCGCCGAGCCACAUCUGUAGCCUGCCCACUGAGGUCCUAAGGCAUGUCUUUGCCUUCCUCCCCGUGGAGGACCUCUACUGGAACCUGAGCCUGGUGUGCCACCUGUGGAGGGAGAUAAUCAGUGACCCGCUGUUCAUUCCUUGGAAAAAACUCUAUCACCGAUACCUAAUGAAUGAAGAGCAAGCUGUCAGCAAGGUGGACGGCAUCCUGUUGACCUGCGGCAUCGAAAAGGAGUCAGAUCUGUGUGUGCUGAACCUCAUACGAUAUACAGCUACCACUAAAUGCUCCCCCAGUGUAGACCCCGAGAGAGUGCUGUGGAGCCUGAGGGACCACCCCCUCCUUCCUGAGGCAGAGGCAUGCUUGCGUCAGCACUUGCCUGACCUCUGCGGAGCUGCUGGGGUUGUCAACGUCUGGGCCUUGGUGGCAGCCAUGGUGCUCCUCUCCAGCAGCGUGAACAACAUCCAGCAGCUGCUGUUCUGCCUCAGGAGACCUGCCUCCACAGUGACCGUGCCGGAUGUCACUGAGACCCUGUACUGCAUAGCCGUGCUUCUCUACGCCAUGAGGGAGAAGGGGAUUAACAUCAGCAAUAGGAUUCACUACAACAUUUUCUAUUGCCUAUAUCUUCAGGAGAACUCCUGUACUCAGGCCACAAAGGUGAAAGAGGAGCCUUCUGUCUGGCCAGGCAAGAAAACCAUCCAACUUACACAUGAGCAGCAGCUGAUUCUGAACCAUAAGAUGGAGCCUCUCCAGGUGGUGAAAAUUAUGGCAUUUGCAGGUAAGAGAGUGCAUCCAGCUCAGGAUGGGGAUUUCUGCCUUUUGUCACACAGUUCCUUCCCACCGUGGGCUGGGGCACCUGUAGCUUCAUCUUAUCCUCCUGCCACAGUCAUAACCUCACCAGCAGCGGGCCAAGGAACGCAUGCUUUGUCUUAUCACUCCAGGGAGUCACACUGGGAUUCCUAUCCCACCAAAAAUCUUUUUCAGGGGAUUAAAUCAUUUGGAUUGGACAGAAUCAUUGAUAUUUGGAUCCUUCUUCAGCCAGAGGAAGAACGGAGGAAACAAAACCUCAUCAUUAAAGACAAGUUUAUCAGAAGAUGGGUGCACAAAGAAGGCUUUAGUGGCUUUAAGAGGUACGUGACUGCUGCUGAGGACAAAGAGCUGGAAGCCAAGAUUGCAGUAGUCGAAAAGUAUAAUGUCAGGAUUCCAGAGCUGGUGCAGAGGAUACAGAGAUGCCACGUAGAAGAUCUGGACUUCGCAGAGUACAUACUGGGCACUGUGCACAAAGCCAAAGGCUUGGAGUUUGACACUGUGCAUGUUUUGGAUGAUUUUGUGAAAGUGCCUUGUGCCAGGCAUAAUCUUCCCCAGCUUCCCCACUUCAGAGUUGAGUCGUUUUCUGAGGAUGAGUGGAAUUUACUGUAUGUGGCAGUAACUCGUGCCAAGAAGCGUCUCAUCAUGACCAAAUCGUUGGAAAACAUUUUGACUUUGGCUGGGAAAGAAGUUAAAGUACCUGGCCUUUCCCAAGUGGAUAAACAUCAACCCAUCCCGUGGCCCCUACCACUUCCCAGCCCCUGGCUGCAUCUUUUGGCAGACCAUGCAAAGCAUGCUGCUGUACAAGACAAAGCGGGGCCAGGCUGCCCUGGACCACUUCAAGGUGUUUGAUAGGAUCCCACCGCCUAUGACAAGAAA
Galeopterus variegatus (Sunda flying lemur) is the source of this 2291-nucleotide messenger RNA. RefSeq names its product F-box only protein 18-like. Gene Ontology annotation, biological process: replication fork processing; double-strand break repair via homologous recombination. Gene Ontology annotation, cellular component: nucleus. Gene Ontology annotation, molecular function: hydrolase activity; DNA binding; protein binding. Lineage: Eukaryota; Metazoa; Chordata; Mammalia; Dermoptera; Cynocephalidae. The record is from RefSeq and is a predicted model, not a curated record.